UUCUCCUUCCCACAAUAAUGUAGAAUUUCCCAAAAUUAAUCAAUUAAUCUAAACCUUUACCAAAAUGACAUUAGCUCUUCUUCACCACUCUUGUUCUUCUUCUUUCCCAAUUUUCACAUAUAAUAAUAAUCUUAAAAUUUCCAUUUCAACUUCCAAUAGAAUUCAGUUUGUAUGUAACAAUUCUUCUUCAAACCAACAAUCUCAAGAUCAUACUACACCUACAGAGCAUAGAGUUGUUUUGGUGGAAAGAUACAUAAACGGAACUUCCAAAAGGUAUAUACUGGAUGACGAAUUAUGCUUGACAACUUUUCUCGAGGAUGAAUCCAAAUCCAAUGGGUUUUCUUUGAAGGAACUUCCCUGGCUUCCUGAUAUUCUUAAAGAUUUUGUUCUACCUGCUGGCUUCCCAGGGUCUGUUUCAGAUGAUUACUUGGAAUAUAUGUUGUUACAGUUCCCAACCAAUGUCACUGCAUGGAUCUGUCACACGUUGGUCACAUCAAGUCUUUUAAAGGCAGUUGGUUUGGACUAUUCGUCUGCAACUACAGCUGCAGCGUCUGCUGCUGCCAUAAGAUGGGUUUCCAAAGAUGGGAUUGGUGCUGUCGGACGCUUCUUCAUUGGUGGACGAUUUGGAAAUUUAUUUGAUGAUGAUCCAAAACAAUGGCGCAUGUAUGCUGACUUCAUUGGCAGUGCUGGAAGCAUCUUUGAUCUCUGUACACCUCUGUAUCCUGCAUAUUUUCUGCCACUGGCAUCUCUAGGGAAUCUUGCUAAGGCUGUGGCAAGAGGGCUGAAGGAUCCUUCAUUUCGGGUGAUCCAAAAUCAUUUUGCUAUAUCCGAAAAUCUUGGGGAUGUGGCAGCGAAGGAGGAAGUCUGGGAAGUAUCUGCGCAGCUCAUUGGCCUUGCUCUUGGCAUACUGGUCCUGUCUACGCCAGGUCUUGUCAGAUCAUAUCCAGUUCUAGCAUUGACAUGGAUGAGCAUGCGGCUUCUGCACCUUUGGCUGCGUUACCAGUCUCUUUCAGUUCUUGAAUUCGACACAGUAAAUCUAAAGCGUGCACGAAUCCUAGUGGACUUGCAUGUUUCAAACUCGACAGUUCUAGGAUGCAAAGAAUGCAACAAAACCGAAAAUAUCUUGUCAUGGGAGAGAUUUUCAGUACCACCAAUUGUUUUUGGUGUAUCCUUGUCUGACAUGCUUGGUGGUGAAAGGUCAGGCCUCAAGGUGAAGAAGCUUGUGCAACUCUAUAUGAAGGAGAAAUAUAUUCUCGUGGUGAAUCAACAGCCUUUUAAAGAUUUCGAAACCCUUGUAUCUUUCAAGGAUGGUGCGACAAGUCUUUCGGUGUUGCGAAGUGUUUGGCAAACAUAUUGGCUGUACAAGAAUCAGCACAGACAAGAUCAUUGUUUUGAUCAACUGAAAGAAAGCCUGAACGAACUUGAUGAUCAGUUUGAGAACUUUUUGCAGCAAUUAACAGACGUUGGAUGGGACAUCAAUCAGAUUAAUUUGAAAGUUUGUAAGAAUGUAUUGUUUGAAGAAUGUAUAUUAUAGUUUCAUACAUGCAAGACAUUCAACAAGAGCGUAAAUUGCAGUAUCUCUGGCUGCGUAUUUGCUUCUUGGAUUUUUGUAACACAUGCUCUUUUGAGAAGCUAUUGAUGGUUUCACGGUGCAUGCCUCUGCUCCUA
Erigeron canadensis is the source of this 1668-nucleotide messenger RNA. Its product is annotated as protein root UVB sensitive 5. The transcript has 15 exons. The record is from RefSeq and is a predicted model, not a curated record. Bases 65 to 1534 code for a protein of 489 amino acids. Lineage: Eukaryota; Viridiplantae; Streptophyta; Magnoliopsida; Asterales; Asteraceae.